UUGCCGUACUCUUUGGGAGCACUCAAGAUGUUGAAAACUUUACUCCUCGAGUCUAAUUCCUUUUGGGGUUCAAUUCCAGAUUCUAUAGGAAACAUGUCGUCUCUACAAGAACUUUAUCUCUUCGAAAAUAUGUUCAAUGGAACUAUUUCGAAAAGUGUGGGAAAACUAUCGAUGCUUACUGCUUUGGAUCUUAUGAAUAAUCAAUGGGAAGGUGUCUUAACUGAAGCUCAUUUUCAUAAUCUCACACGAUUAAGUCAGUUAUGGAUGUCUUUAGAUUCAACAACAUGGUCGUUGGUUUUAGAUGUGAAACAUGAUUGGGUUCCUCCUUUUAACUUGUCAAUUGCAAUCUUUGAUAGCAUGUUGGUAGGCCCAAACUUUCCGGCGUGGCUUCAAACUCAAACUGAACUUCUGUCUCUUCAACUUAGGAAUGUUGGCAUUUCUGAUACCAUUCCGCAAGGCUUUUGGAAUUCCUUCUCAAGGAUUUGGGAUAUUAUUCUUUCCAAAAACAAAAUUCGAGGACAGGUACCACACUUUCAAUCUUAUCAUCUUUUACGUAACUUAGAUCUGAGUUUCAACAAUUUCGAUGGUCAAGUCCCACUUUUUCCUAGUAAAAUGAUGCAAAUUAUGAACCUCCGUGAAAAUAUGUUUUCUGGAACUAUGCCGGAAAACGUAGGUGAAAUGUUGCCCUCGGUAUCUUACUUGGAUCUCUCUUCAAAUUUUAUAAAUGGUACAAUCCCCCCUUCUAUUGGAAUGCUAAAAAAUUUGCAAAUCCUUGUUCUGCGAAACAACUGCCUGUCUGGAGAACUUCCACCUCAUUGGGAGGAAUUGCAAAAUUUAAAUUUGUUGGACGUAGCAAAUAACAACAUAUCUGGUAAACUUCCAAGUUCAAUGCAAUCUUUGGGUUCACUAAAGUGGUUAUCAUUGGGAAAAAAUCAUCUUGAAGGAAAGUUCCCUUCUUUCUUGAAGAAUUGCACAGAAUUGGUAAACCUUGAUCUUGCAGGAAAUAAAUUUUACGGAAAACUACCGGCAUGGAUAGGAGAGAGCUUGUCAUCAUUAUUAAGGUUAAGCCUGAGAUCCAACUUAUUUGACAGGGUUAUUCCUCAACAAUUCUGUCUUCUUUCAAGUCUUCAAAUCUUGGACCUCGCACAAAAUAAUUUGUCAGGUGGAAUCCCACAAUGCUUAGGGAACUUGAGUAAAAGUGAUGAACAAAGUCUUGCAAGUUCUUUUGAGAAGAUAUCAGUAUUUUUAAAAGGAAGAGAGUAUGUCUAUGAGAGUACAAUUUAUCUUGUCCAUUCCAUAGACGUAUCAGGCAAUAAUCUAUCAGGGGAAAUUCCUGACAACAUUACAAGCCUCUCAAAAUUGGUCAACAUGAAUCUCUCUGUGAAUCACUUGACAGGAAAAAUUCCUGAGAGCAUUGGGAAUUUAAAAAGUUUGGAAUCACUUGAUCUCUCAAGAAACAAACUUUCCGGUCCAAUUCCACAAAGCUUGUCGUCCUUGACAUUCUUGAGUCACUUGAACUUAUCAUUCAACAACUUAUCGGGUAUAAUUCCAUCUGGGAAUCAACUCCAAACUCUCAAUGAUCCAUCCAUUUACCAAGGUAAUUCUUUACUCUGUGGACCUCCUCUUUCAACAAUAUGCCCAGGGGAAGAACCUGAUCCUGUAGCGAGACCAAAUGGAGCAGAAAAGAAUGAUGAAGUGGGAUUUGAGUCGUUAACGUUCUACAUUAGCUUGGUAGCUGGCUUUAUUGUUGGGUUUUGGGGAGUUUGUGGCACACUUGUUGUUAAAAAAUCAUGGAGGCAAGCUUACUUCCAAACCUUUGAUAAUUUGAAAGACAAGAUUUAUAUUUUCAUCAAGGUCAAAGUUGCCCGCUUGACAAGAGAAAGAUGAAGUUGGAGGAAGAUUCAGGACAAGGAAGGACUGCUUAGUGCUAGUAUUUUUUAUGAAUCACGAAGAAGUU
Messenger RNA from Quercus robur (English oak), 1957 nucleotides. Its product is annotated as receptor-like protein EIX2. The record is from RefSeq and is a predicted model, not a curated record. Lineage: Eukaryota; Viridiplantae; Streptophyta; Magnoliopsida; Fagales; Fagaceae. The coding region runs from base 28 to 1887 and encodes 619 amino acids. Gene Ontology annotation, molecular function: protein binding. The transcript has a single exon.